AUGAGUGUUAUCAACAUUACCGGAUACGAUAUUAUCAAACAGAUCGGAAGCGGAGCCUAUUCGGAGGUAUUUCACGUGCGUUGUCGAAGAUCGGGGAAAUCUUAUGCCGCCAAACACCUGAUCGACGCGUGUUCGGAUUUGAAUUGCGAUGUAGCGUUUCCAGAAAUUCAGCUGAUGAAAUCCGUGCCCAACCAUCCUAACAUUAUGCACAUUUUCGAUCAUGUAUUCGAGAAAAACGCUCUCACGCUGAUCAUGGAUUUAAUGGACAUGAGUUUGUAUAAUUACAUGCAGACCCGGGCACGUCCAUUUUCGGAAAACCGAGUCCGAAGAAUGUUGUACCAAAUCGUCCUGGGGUUGGAACAUUUGCAUCAAAACGGCGUUUUUCAUCGUGAUGUUAAGCCGGAGAAUAUUUUGGUGAAAUUUUCCGGUGGAAUUGCUGGCCGAAGAGAAGCUCUACAGCUUGCCGACUUUGGAAGUGCGACACGGAUUACGAAUCGUCCACCAUUCGCCAUCUACAUUGCCACUCGUUGGUAUCGGGCUCCGGAAUGUAUGCUCUCGUUGGGUUAUUACGGGCCCAAGAUGGACAUUUGGGCCGUGGGUUGUUGCUUUUAUGAAAUGCUCACCCUGAAACCACUAUUUCAAGGCGAUAGUGAAGUUGAAAUGUUGGACGCAAUACAUACGCUGCUAGGAUCCCCGUCUAGUACAAUACUGGAACAAUUCAGUCCAUUAAAUGUGAACAAUUUGAAGUUUCCGAAUCGAAAAGGAAUAGAGCUCCGACUUCAUCUUCCAUUAAUGAACCCAAUUGGGGUUGAUCUGUUGAAGAAAAUGUUGAUCUACGCUCCGGAUCGGCGCAUCAGCGCUAAAAACCUGGUUAAGCACGUUUACUUUGAGGAACUAAUAAAACGUAAAAAGUUAUCCAAAUUCUCAUUGAGCCAUCAGAGCAUUCAAUAUAUUGCUGAUGAUGCCGUAUGCCCACCUUCCAUCGGUACCAAAACCCCAAAGCAUCGUAACUUUGCUCCCGCAUCGAUUUCAAGUGUGGUCAGCUUUCAAACCAACAACACAUUUCACAUCCUUUCGAUUGAUGAGCAAAAUAGAAUAAAGAAAAGAAGAGAGCGCAUGUGGAAUAUGAAUCCCGCCAGUACGGAGAAACAAAAGCAAACAUACAGAAUGUCGAGAAAACACGUGAAAAUGACCGAUGGAAACGGACUAUCUAUUUGGUAG
Messenger RNA from Anopheles moucheti, 1221 nucleotides. Its product is annotated as MAPK/MAK/MRK overlapping kinase-like. NCBI's taxonomy places the organism in Eukaryota, Metazoa, Arthropoda, Insecta, Diptera, Culicidae. Gene Ontology annotation, biological process: protein phosphorylation; intracellular signal transduction. Gene Ontology annotation, cellular component: nucleus; cytoplasm. The record is from RefSeq and is a predicted model, not a curated record. The coding region runs from base 1 to 1221 and encodes 406 amino acids. The transcript has 6 exons. Gene Ontology annotation, molecular function: protein serine/threonine kinase activity; ATP binding.